Molecule: messenger RNA, 1159 nt
Organism: Hyaena hyaena (striped hyena)
Lineage: Eukaryota; Metazoa; Chordata; Mammalia; Carnivora; Hyaenidae
Gene: MYADML2
Product: myeloid associated differentiation marker like 2
Exons: 1
Coding region: 1-924 (307 amino acids)
Cellular component (GO): membrane
Source: RefSeq, a predicted model, not a curated record
AUGGGCAGCACCAUGGAGCCCCCCGGGGGCGGGUACCUGCACCUAGGCGCUGUGACGUCCCCCGUGGGCACGGCCCGUGUGCUGCAGCUGGCCUUCGGCUGCACCACCUUCAGCUUGGUGGCCCACCGGGGCGGCUUCGCGGGCGUCCAGGGCACCUUCUGCAUGGCCGCCUGGGGCUUCUGCUUCGCCCUCUCGGGCCUGGUGGUGGCCUGUGAGUUCACCCGGCUCCACAGCUGCUUGUACCUGUCCUGGGGCAACUUCACGGCAGCCUUCGCCAUGCUGGCCACGCUGCUGUCGGCCACGGCCGCGGUCAUCUACCCGCUGUACUUCACCCGGCUGGAGUGCCCGCCCGAGCCCGCGGGCUGCGUGGCCAGGGACUUCCGCCUGGCAGCCAGCGUCUUCGCCGCGCUCCUCUUCCUGGCCUACGCUGCGGAGGUGGCGCUGACCCGGGCCCGGCCGGGCCAGGUGGCCAGCUACAUGGCCACGGUGUCAGGGCUCCUCAAGAUCGUCCAGGCCUUCGUGGCCUGCAUCAUCUUUGGGGCACUGGUCUACGAUAGCCGCUACGGGCGCUACAUGGCCACCCAGUGGUGCGUGGCCGUCUACAGCCUGUGCUUCCUGGCCACGGUGGCCGUGGUGGUCCUGAGUGUGACGGGCCACACGGGGGGCCUGGGCUGCCCCUUUGACCGUCUGGUGGUCGUAUACACCUUCCUGGCCGUGCUCCUCUACCUCAGCGCGGCGGUCAUCUGGCCGGUCUUCUGUUUUGACCCCAAGUACGGUGAGCCUGGACGGCCCCCGGACUGCCCCAGAGGCAGCUGCUCCUGGGACAGCCAGCUGGUGGUGGCCACCUUCACCUACGUCAACCUGCUCCUCUAUGUCGCCGACCUCGCCUACUCCCAGAGGAUCCGCUUCGUGCCCCCACUGUAGGCACCUGCGCUCCCAGGGGCUCCCGGCGCCUCGCGGGCGACCCAGGUGAACCCAGGCCUCCGAGGAGCGAGCUGGAGGCAGGCGAGUGGGCGCUCCUGGACCCCCGGCAGCGAGGCUCGGGGAGGAGGGAGGGAAGACGGGGGGCAGGACACAGGCCAGGAUCCUCCCCCAGGCAGCUCCCAGCCCCUCUCUGUCUCUUUCCUCUAUCUCUCUGUCUUUGUUUCUCUCUCUCUGU